GGUCGUGCGCGCUAAGGAGGAGCCGCCGCCGCCGCCGCCGCCGCCGUCGCCGCCGCCGCCACCGCUACCGAGGCCGAGCGGAGCCGUUAUCGCUGCCCCGCUACCCACCGCCCGCCUGCCCCGGAGCAGUCCCGGGCCCUCCCGCCCGUGUCCAGAUUUUUACAAAAUACAAUGUCUAAUGGUUAUGAAGACCACAUGGCCGAAGACUGCAGGGACGACAUUGGGAGAACAAAUCUAAUUGUCAACUACCUCCCCCAGAACAUGACUCAGGAGGAGCUACGGAGUCUGUUUAGCAGCAUUGGUGAAGUUGAAUCUGCAAAACUCAUUCGGGAUAAAGUAGCAGGACACAGCUUGGGCUAUGGCUUUGUGAACUACGUUACUGCGAAGGAUGCGGAGAGAGCGAUCAGCACGCUGAAUGGACUGAGGCUCCAGUCAAAAACCAUUAAGGUGUCCUAUGCUCGUCCAAGCUCAGAGGUCAUCAAAGAUGCCAAUUUGUACAUCAGCGGGCUCCCAAGGACCAUGACCCAGAAGGAUGUGGAGGACAUGUUCUCUCGGUUUGGGCGAAUCAUCAACUCCCGGGUCCUUGUGGAUCAGACCACAGGUUUGUCCAGAGGGGUUGCGUUUAUCCGGUUUGACAAACGGUCGGAAGCGGAAGAGGCAAUUACCAGUUUCAAUGGUCAUAAACCCCCAGGUUCCUCCGAGCCCAUCACAGUGAAGUUUGCAGCCAAUCCCAACCAGAACAAAAACAUGGCGCUCCUCUCCCAGCUGUACCACUCGCCUGCAAGGCGGUUUGGAGGCCCCGUGCACCACCAGGCACAGAGAUUCAGGUUCUCCCCUAUGGGUGUAGAUCACAUGAGCGGGAUUUCUGGUGUCAAUGUCCCCGGAAACGCGUCUUCGGGCUGGUGCAUCUUCAUCUACAACCUGGGGCAAGACGCGGAUGAGGGCAUCCUCUGGCAGAUGUUUGGCCCCUUUGGCGCUGUCACCAAUGUGAAAGUGAUUCGUGAUUUCAACACCAACAAGUGCAAAGGGUUUGGUUUUGUGACCAUGACAAACUAUGAAGAAGCUGCAAUGGCCAUAGCAAGUCUGAAUGGCUACCGCCUGGGGGACAAAAUCUUACAGGUUUCCUUCAAAACCAACAAGUCCCACAAAUAACUCGUUCAUGCUUUUUUUUUUUUUUGUACGGAAUAGAUAAUUAAGAGUGAAGAAGUUGAAACUUUUUUGUUAGUGUACAACUCAUUUUGCGCCAAUUUUCACAAGUGUUUGUCUUAGCCUAAAUGAAACGUGAAAAGGUUUUUAUACUCUGGGAUGCAACUGACAUGUUCAAAUGUUUGAAAUCCCACAAUGUUAGACCAAUUUUAAGUUUCUUAAGUUAUUUCCUUUAAAAUCUAUAUUAAACAAAACCUAAGUAGACUGCAUUGACUAACCAGUCCCUCUGGAUGGUGGUGGAACUUAAGCAUGUUUUAACACUCGUCACUCGCUGUCUCCACAAACUGGAUUUUAACCAACGAUCCUUUAGUUUUAGUUUUUCAUCUAAAGAUGUAGACAGAUUCCAAGUAUGCGGUUUUGUUUUGUUUUGUUUUUUUCUUUUUUUAAUUUUUUUUCUUUUUCUCUUUUUUUAAUGAUUUAUGCUUUGGUUGACAGGAAAUUGAUUACUCAAGGGGUCCCACUGCCACCUCCUGCUCACUCAGUUCUGGGCUCUGCCAAGGUCCUAGAGGUGGUAAUAGACCUGUUCUGGGUGGGCCAUCGCCACAGAGGGUGCCCCCACUGGGCCAGGCCAGCCCCUCCUGAGGACACAAAGGUGUUCCCCAGGCCUGAGCACCAAUGGGAAUGGACCAAAGAGUUUCAAGGAAACUCCAGUAUAUUCCAGAGUCAGACCUGAGCUCCAGGCACACCUGAAGAUGUGUCGCUCCUCUGACAUCCCCACUUUCUGUCCCCACAUUGCAUGCACAAGUGCCCCACACAUUGGAUACUGUUGUUCACCAUUUCUCCUGUUUCCAAGAGCAUUUAACACAGCUCGAAUGCGCAAGAUAACUGAUUGUUAACAACAUGUGAACAUUUGAGCAUUGUAUUUUUCGCAUCCCUCCUUGUGAGCGCUAGACUUUUUUCUAUCUCGGAUUUUGUUUUGGAAUUUUGCUUUCGUAUGGACACUCAGCAGAAAAGUACUUCUUGCCAGUUAUCUAUUAACAAAAAAAACCUUUGAUUUGUAGUUUUAAAGAUUAACCCUCAAAAGUUCUCUUCAUAACUGCCUUGACAUUUGGGGUUGUUCUGUUCUGUUAAUUUUCUUUUGCUUUUUUGUGUUUUUUGUUUGUUUUUACUUUUGCAUUUAAUACCAUUAAAUUUGAUUUUGUUUUGCUCGAGUUUUGUUUUGUUUUUUGUUUUAUUCUUUUCUUUCUUUUUGGCUAGGGAAGACACAGAAAAGCCCAGUGUUCAGGGAGGAGUCAUAAGACAGUAAGAAGCAAACACUUGCCUGGAAGAGAAACCAUUUGUUAAUCCAUGGCAUAGAAACACUCCCUCAUGGAUUGAUUGGUGGUUCUUCAUCUGGGAGCUGUAGGCAGGCUCAGAGGGGAAGCCUGUGCAGGAGUGGGGGCCUGCGCCCCAACAGCUCUUUUGGAAAAAUAACUACUGCACAGAAAAAAUCCAAACCAGGAAAACUCAGUACCAGCAGCUCUUAGCCUUAACACAAGACUAAAAGGUGUAAAGGCAGGCUGUUUCAUAGUUCUUCAUAUCAUAGGAUGAUAGCAGUUAUUUAUCUAUUUAUUUAUCUAGCUCUAUUUAUUUAUCUAGCUCUAUUUAUAUAUUUAUUUAUGUGGAAACCUGGGCGGUAAGAUAAGCACAGAGCCUCCAGAGCAGGUCAGCAUAUUGAGAAGCCCUUGGACAGUUUGAGGCUGCCUUCUCCCCUUCCCCCCAGCCCUGACCCAAAAGAGGUAGCCACAAGUCCCCAGGUUUUGUCUUAGAAAAGUGGACCAAGUGCUGUGCAGACUCCUCCCCAGAAAUUCCAGGUCAUCACUCAGCCAGCCCAUGAGGCCUCCUUUGGAACCGAAAUCAAGGCCCAUAUGCCCCAGUUCUCACACCAAAGGGUCCUUCUGAUGCCCCAAAGGGCUCCUCACCCCAAGCCAGAAUGUUUUUCUGGUUCCUCGGACUGACAUCUGAGUGGAUGUG
Perognathus longimembris pacificus (Pacific pocket mouse) is the source of this 3159-nucleotide messenger RNA. RefSeq names its product ELAV like RNA binding protein 1 (gene Elavl1). The transcript is spliced from 6 exons. Lineage: Eukaryota; Metazoa; Chordata; Mammalia; Rodentia; Heteromyidae. Gene Ontology annotation, molecular function: RNA binding. The record is from RefSeq and is a predicted model, not a curated record. The coding region runs from base 172 to 1152 and encodes 326 amino acids. Gene Ontology annotation, cellular component: ribonucleoprotein complex.